Haemonchus placei is the source of this 252-nucleotide messenger RNA. Lineage: Eukaryota; Metazoa; Nematoda; Chromadorea; Rhabditida; Trichostrongylidae. The record is from the annotation of a GenBank genome assembly.
AUGACGGAACGUGUAGAAUCAAGUGGUGCACAUUCACAAGCAUGGUUCACGGAUCAAAUUCUCCCGAAUACGGCUUUCACAACGAUUCUCACAAUCCGGCCUUUGGGCGAUCUCGCGAAAGUAGUUCCUGAAUUCCGAUGUCGAGUAGGAUUAUCGGCAAAGUUACCAAAAGUUGGAUGUAGCCCUGAAAUCUACAGUUGUCAUGUUUGUGCUGGAUACAUCCGCAAUCUCGGUGAACAAAAUUUUGGCUGA